UUGCGGCCUGCGUCUCAAAGUCAAUUAGGCGCGCGCGCUGACUUUACACACGCACGGGCCACAAACAGCAUAAACGCAGUCGUGUGUCAGCGCAAGUCUCUUUCCGAAAUUGAGCAAAGUUUGGCCGUUCCGAAAAAGGGAGAGAAAGCAGUCAAAAAGUGCCAUUUGUGCCUUCGAAGACCUUCCUCCCCCCACUCUGAGAUAGAUACUUUUCUUAACCGCUUAAUUUGCUGCAUUGAUGCCUUUUGUGUGUUUCUUUCUGUUGGAGCUGGUGUAUGGCGGACCAAGCGAGGGUCGGAACUGGCGAGGAAUUUUGCUGUCCCUGCUGGUGAUCAGCGUGGUCAUCAUGGGCAUCAUCUUGGCCAUCUACACGCUGGGCUACGUGGACGAGCUGCUGUACUGGAGCGGUCGGCGGAUGAGCCUGUCCGAGGUGCUGGGCGACGACCUGCGGCCGCACCGGCUGCCCUCGGCCUGGCUCUCGGCGCACCACUUUGUCUUCCACGCCGACGACGGCUCGCUGGCGCUCUGGAGUGUGCACACCGGCGCGAUCACCACCCUCGUCACAAACCACACCAUGCGACAACUAGACGUGCAAGGCUACCACGUGUCUUCAGACAGAAAAUACGUGCUCUUUCGCCACAACGUCAAGCCGGUUUUCCAGCACACGUUCACCGCCUUCUACACCGUGUACGACGUCAUCAAUGACCACCACUUGCCGAUCCGGUUAAAACCGGGGGCCGCGACGCAUAGCCGGCUGCAGUUCGCCUCGUGGAUGGGCAACUCGACCUCGCUGCUGCUGGUGCACGACAAUGACCUGUACCUGCAACGCGCCCCCAUCCCUCCGCCGUCGCCAGCCAAGCCCCAGGUCCGUCUUACAUCCAACGGCGUGCCCGGCGAGUUUUACAACGGCGUACCUGACUGGCUCUACCAAGAGGAAGGGCUGCUGGGCGACAGCGAGAAGGCCGUUUGGAGCAGCGUCGACGGGUCCCGGCUGCUCUUUGCCACUUUCAACGAUUCGGCUGUGCGACUUUUGCAGGUGCCCUGGAUGGGACCCUCGCAGGGUGCGGCCGGUGCCACUGACGCACCCUUCCCGUCUUCCAAGACAGUCCAUUAUCCUACACCCGGCUCGAGCAACCCAGAGGUGCGACUGUUCGUGCUGGACCUGGAGGGCAACGAGACGACCAAGUGGGAGGUGGUGCCGCCGCUCGAGCUCAAUGACACCGAAUUCUACAUCACUGCGGCGGACUGGGUCGACGAUUCGAACGACUUUAUCACUGUCACCUGGAUGAAUCGGGCGCAGAACUUGAGCGUGGUCACCACUUGCCACCAGGACCAGAACUGGACUUGCCACGAGGUGCAUGUCGAGCGAGCUCUGGAGUCGUCGUGGGUGGAUGUGGAGCCGACGCCGGUGUUCUCGGCCGACGGCACUAGCGUGUUGCUGUUGUGUCCGGUGCAGGAGGGCGCCGCCGACUACUUCACGCACAUAAUUCACGUCAGCCUCGCUCCACCGCAAAGACUUGCCGUCAUUAGUCACGGCAGACAUGAGGUCGAGCGCAUCAUCGGCUGGCACGCCGCCUCACACUUAGUUUAUUACCUCGGCACUUCGGAGAGUGGUCCGGGUCAGCGUCAUCUGUAUGUGGCCCCGGACCCAGGCUUAUCAGCGGCCAGCAACAACCUCGGCAACAUGGAGGCCCGUCGGCUGGAGCCGCGUUGCCUGACAUGCCACCUGGACCAUUCCGACCGUCACUACGAGAACUGCACUUACUUCUCGGCCUCGCUCAGCCCCAACACGGGUUACGUGGUGCUCGAGUGCCAGGGCUUUGGCACCCCCAGGGCUGGACUCCACGAGCCCCUCAGCUCGCUCAAAGACAAGUUCAAACUUGUCAAAAUGCUGUACGAGGGCCACCAGCAGCGCGGCAGCAGCGGUCCCGGAGGAGCAGUGCCGGGAGGUGAUAUUGGAGCGAAACUCGCUCAACUGGCACUGCCCAGCGUCAAAACCUUUGAGGUGCCUCUACCCCAAAACUGCAGAGCAAAGGUGAAAAUUUUGCUUCCGCCGAGUUGGAGGGAAGAAUUGAGAGACGCAGCCUUCCCUGUUCUGGUUGAAGUAAACGGAAGGCCAGGCAGCCAGUCAGUUACAGAUGUGUUCAGUGUUGACUGGGGCACUUACAUGUCGAGCAAAAAUGACGUCGUUUACAUUAGAAUCGACGUUCGGGGCGCCGGAGGUCAGGGCAGAAGGGCCUCCAAGGCGUUAUAUCGCCACCUCGGUGGCGUUGAAGUACAAGAUCACAUCAUUGUUCUCAGGUAUUUACUGGAGACGCUUCCAUUCCUCGAUGAGACCAGGGUAGGCGUUUGGGGUUGGGGGUACGGUGGCUACGUCACCUCGAUGCUGCUCGGCACGCAGCAAAGUAUUUUUAAGUGCGGCAUUGCAGUUUCCCCAGUCACAGACUGGCUGCAUUACAAUUCUGCCUUCACUGAGAGGAUGCUUGGCUCGCCGACUGAAAACUUCAAGGGCUACGUCGAAGCCGACGCGACCCAGAGGGCCCGAUAUGUGCCCAAUCACGCUCUCUUCCUCAUCCACGGCCUUGCCGACCUGAGUGCGCCCUAUUCGCAUGGGGUGGCUCUGGCCAGGGCGCUCGCGGAGGCUGGAAUUCUAUUCAGAUACCACAGCUACGCCGACGAGGGUCACACGUUGGACGGCGUGAUCGAGCACGCGUACACGUCAAUGGAGGACUACCUGAGAGACUGCCUGAGCCUGGACGAUGACCCUGGCAGUUCGUAGGUGCGCUCUAGAUAGCCCGUCUUUCAGGAGAAAAUCUCUCACAAUUAUAUCACCGACUGCAGGUUUGAUUAUUCAGUACCAAUGGAGCUCAUCGUCAACGCUUUUUGCAUCAAUUUUUCAUAACAUUAAAAAAGCGGCUGCCCCAAGUUUUUUCACAAGUGGCAGCUUUUCAUUUACAGUUAUUUUUAUUAUUUACCAGAGGGAAUAAAACUGUUAUUGGGAAGGAGACAAAUUUAAUGCAUUUCCAACACAGACGGAUCGGCCUCGUUAAAAAAAUCAGAGCAGAAUUAUAUAGACUUGGGUGCGCGUGUAUAACGGAUGAAUAAAUAAUAUUCACAAAGUGCUAUUGACAUAAUUAUUAUGUACUUACAAUUCUAGUCUAGAGCUUCGUUACAUAGCUUGUUGAUAUUUUAUAAUUACAAGUUAUGGUGUAAAUUUUGAAAAAGAAAAUAAUACAUGAGCAUCUUCACCUGUUAAUAUCUAGUACCUUAAGUUAGCUCAAAAUGUAAUUAUUGUAUAGCCAUUUUACCUUCAGUUACAAUUAUGUACGAGUAGACGCAGCUAAAGUUAUUAAUUUAAUUAUUUAGAGUAUCUUAAAACAACUUUAAUCAAUUGAAUUAACCUUUUCAUAUUCUAUAUGCAACUGAUAAAAUGUGUUGCUCGUUCUUGUCAACAACAUUUAUUUACAGUUUUUAAUACAAAAGAAAAUGCGAUCCGUGUUUUUGUCUCAUCGUGUCUGUUGAUUUACUUUGUGAGCACAAUAGAAGACAAAAUGUAUCUUAAGAUUCAAGAUAUCUAAAUGUGAUCUCAGUUUGCAGUGGAAUGUAUAAGUGGAGCAGCAAACAAAGUAGGUUGUUACGUUGACGCGCAAAAUAUCAUUUGCAGUUGUUACGUUUUAUUCAGCACUAAAAUAUUUUGCAAAACAAAAAUCUAAAAGGAAAAACUUUAAGAAGAUGAUCAGAGUGAGAUUUUCUUCAGUGUAAUUAAAAUUAUUUAUAAAAAAAAACAACGAUAAGGACAAAGAGUUACAUUUAAAGCAGACAUACGCACACAAACAUGUAAAAACUAUGUGCUGUAAAUGUGUAAAUAAAAAUACUCGUCAUUAUCUAUACAGUCUUUCAUCGGUUGAUUUUAAUUUAAAUAUUAUGUGACAAGAGAACGACAAUUAGAAGUAUUAAAUAUUGUAUAGAGAAUUGCUAUAAAUGAUGAUUGUUUAAAUAAAGAGAGAUAUUUGAUGGCUUUUAAAAUGGAUUGUACUCUAUAAAUUGUUCUUGUUUUAUUUAUU
Messenger RNA from Neocloeon triangulifer, 4064 nucleotides. Its product is annotated as inactive dipeptidyl peptidase 10. Gene Ontology annotation, molecular function: dipeptidyl-peptidase activity; serine-type peptidase activity. The transcript has 16 exons. The record is from RefSeq and is a predicted model, not a curated record. NCBI's taxonomy places the organism in Eukaryota, Metazoa, Arthropoda, Insecta, Ephemeroptera, Baetidae. The coding region runs from base 239 to 2779 and encodes 846 amino acids. Gene Ontology annotation, biological process: proteolysis.